CGGAAGUACUCCUUCUCUGUUCUUCGUUGGUGCUCCGUUUCUCGACGUCCCUCCAUGAUAUACGUCCAUUCAUUUUUGAAAUUGUAGACCUUAAAAUUCAACACUUUCGUAGUUUUUUGUAGACUAAGCCGAGAUGAUUGAACCUAAGAAGAGAGUGGGGGACAUGGCGGUGGUCCCUACUGCCGUGAAGCGGCCCCGGACGGAGCUGGUGGCGGCGGCUCAGUCUCAGCAACUCGUGGCCAUGGGUCCCCCACGCAGCUCCAGCCUGCAGGCUCCCAUUAUGCUGAUGUCUGGCCACGAGGGUGAAGUCUACUGCUGCAAGUUUCAUCCCAAUGGAGCCACACUGGCCUCCUCAGGAUUUGACAGGCUCAUAUUGUUGUGGAAUGUGUAUGGAGACUGUGAUAAUUAUGCAACUCUGAAGGGCCACAGUGGAGCAGUGAUGGAGCUGCACUACAACACAGAUGGCAGCAUGCUGUUUUCGGCAAGCACGGACAAGACUGUCGGUGUGUGGGACAGUGAAACAGGCGAGCGGAUCAAGCGCCUGAAGGGCCACACCUCCUUCGUUAACACCUGCUACCCAGCCCGCCGAGGACCUCAGCUCAUCUGCACUGGCAGCGAUGAUGGAACAGUCAAACUGUGGGACAUUCGUAAGAAAGGUGCGAUCCACACGUUCCAGAACACCUACCAGGUGCUGGCUGUGACCUUCAAUGACACCAGCGAUCAGAUCCUUUCUGGAGGCAUCGACAAUGACAUCAAGGUGUGGGACCUGAGGCAGAACAAGCUGAUCUACAAUAUGCAUGGUCACGGUGACUCAGUAACUGGACUCAGCCUGAGCUCUGAGGGCUCAUACCUUCUCUCAAACUCCAUGGACAACACAGUGCGUAUUUGGGAUGUUCGACCAUUUGCACCCAAGGAGAGAUGUGUGAAGAUAUUCCAGGGCAACGUUCACAACUUUGAAAAGAAUCUGCUGAGGUGCUCCUGGUCUACUGAUGGCAGUAAGAUAGCUGCAGGUUCAGCUGACAGAUUUGUGUACAUCUGGGACACCACAUCGCGUAGGAUCCUGUACAAGCUGCCGGGCCACGCUGGCUCCGUCAACGAAGUUGCCUUUCACCCGGAGGAGCCUGUAGUGCUGUCUGGCUCCAGCGAUAAACGGCUCUACAUGGGAGAAAUUCAGUAGGGUGUGUGUGUGUGCGUGUGUAUGAACUUGAAUGAGUGUGUGUGAGGGUCCUGCUUCAGAAGUGGAUGGGUGGUGUUCUACAGCGGGUUAGGAGUCUCUGUAAUUUCAUGUGCUCCAUCUUGUCACUGAACAACCUCAAGAUGUGUGUUUGAAGUCUGUUAUGCUCAGUCAAGAACCUUCACAAUGACUUUUUUUUAUUUUGAUUUGCUUCUUUUUAAUAAACUUCUGUAUUCUGUAAAAAAAA
Messenger RNA from Scatophagus argus, 1421 nucleotides. It is a transcript of the gene snrnp40, whose product is annotated as small nuclear ribonucleoprotein 40 (U5). Bases 134 to 1177 code for a protein of 347 amino acids. NCBI's taxonomy places the organism in Eukaryota, Metazoa, Chordata, Actinopteri, Scatophagidae. The record is from RefSeq and is a predicted model, not a curated record. Gene Ontology annotation, cellular component: catalytic step 2 spliceosome. The transcript has 10 exons. Gene Ontology annotation, molecular function: RNA binding; protein binding.